AUGACAGAUAAAAGAACUGCCAAGCGUCAUGCCCAGAAUGACAAUGACAGAAAAAUAGAUAAAAUCAUUAAUGUUUUGACAGCCAAAGUAAACACUAGUGAAACUGAUAUGGACGUAGAUCAAAUUGAAGAAUAUGUUGAAGAUGACAAUCACUCUGUUGGUGCACCCUCACCAGAGCAGUAUGUCCAUAUCUACUUACCUCUUUUGGUGGAAGAAUCUCUUUUUGGAACAGAGGAGUAUACUUCAGAGUAUGAGUCUGAAUAUGAAUCGUCAGAUGAAAUUGAGCCAGAAGAGCAAGACAGAGAGGAAGAACAGGAGUCUACAGCAAACCUCCCAGAAAAUCCUUGGCAUGAAGUAAUUGCUAUUUUCACUGUGAUGUUUAUUUCGACUUUCAUUAUGGAUGACAGUGCUGUAAUCUUGAUCACAUUCAUCAAUACAAUACUUGAACAUUAUGGAGAGGAUUUCAGACUUCCUAUAAGUAUUCUUGGUCUGAAGAAAAUGACAGGGUACAAUGACUUAAUGAAUAGGGUGUCUAAUUACGUAAAGAGUCGGCAGCAAGACCUUUUGUGGAAACAAGCUUUACAAACACAGUAUAAGAAAUGCAAUGAUUCCCAAACGUACUGUGGUAUUUCAGAGUGUAUUUACUGCUUAACUAGUGUCGGUGUUACAAUUAUGACAUCAAAUCAUAAAUCAGCUUUAGGACUUCCUACUAAAUUAGCUCCAUAUCGAUCUGACACAGUUUACCCGGCAAUGAUAGCUACUACGCUAUCCCAAUAUGAAUAUGUUCUUAUAUGUGAUAAAUCCAACAUCCGAGUGUCUGGAUCACCACACCUCCACCAACUCAUGUAUUUUGAACCAGUGCAUGCAACAGUAAUCGAUCCCAUGCACAAUCUUUUCCUUGGGAUGGCAAAGUGCAUGAUGGACAAUUGGAUCGCAUGUGACUUGCUUGACAGUAAUGACUUUGCAGAGAUGCAGAAGGAAGCUGAUUCAAUGACACUCCCAAUGGGAGCACUCACAAAGCCAGCCAUUACUGAAGAAGAGAUUGAUAAAGCUCAUGUCAGUUUAGAAAAAUUCUGCUGUAGUUGUGAAACAAUGUAUAAGCUUGACUUACUGUUGCCAAACAUGCAUCUUCAUCUUCAUUUGAAAGAAUCUAUUCAGGAUUUUGGACCAAUCUGCAGUUUUUGGUUGUUUAGUUUUGAGUGUUUCAAUGGUGUCUUGAAAGGAUUUCAGACAAAUCAAAAGAGCGGCUUCAAGAAAACGUAUAUGAAGAAGUUUGUUGAGGACUCUUCCAAGGGUGAUUUCUAUCACACACAUCUCAGCACUAUUAAUAACCCCUCUUACAUUUCUGUUUUCAACAAACUUACCGACAGUAUAACUGGCACAAUUCCAUCUGGCAAUCAUCAAAACUUGUUAUCAUUCUUUCAUCUUUCAUCAUUCCUGGAAUCCACCACCAAUCCAGAACAACAAACGUUUGGUAACGAGCCUCUUCCACCUUCCGCCUUGCCACUGGCUUUAAAAGAAGCAACAACAAUGAGAAAAGCAGAAUACGGCUGUCUUUUAAAGUUGUACAAGAUUGAGUAUGAUGAUGACACUCUGUGUAGUGCAAAAACUAUGCUAAGGCACAGAAUAUUUGUCAAUGACAGAAUUCAAAAGAUUGCAUCUAUCAAUCUUCUUAGACAAGUCUAUAAAGGUGGCGAAGGCUUGAUCAUGAGAGGGUCCUAUAUACAGGCCAAGUAUAUGGGGACCAACAAUAAUAGUAAAGGGAUAUACGCUGGUUAUAUCAAGUAA
This is a messenger RNA of Phycomyces blakesleeanus NRRL 1555(-), 1788 nucleotides long. RefSeq lists its product as hypothetical. The record is from RefSeq and is a predicted model, not a curated record. Bases 1 to 1788 code for a protein of 595 amino acids. Lineage: Eukaryota; Fungi; Mucoromycota; Mucoromycetes; Mucorales; Phycomycetaceae. The transcript is spliced from 10 exons.